Paralichthys olivaceus (Japanese flounder) is the source of this 1639-nucleotide messenger RNA. The record is from RefSeq and is a predicted model, not a curated record. NCBI's taxonomy places the organism in Eukaryota, Metazoa, Chordata, Actinopteri, Pleuronectiformes, Paralichthyidae.
CCAACGCUCUUGCUGUGAAAAACCUGACCGGAAAAGCGGUCCUUUCUGUUUCCGGUGGAGCGCCGGUGCGGUGUGUGUUUGGUGGAGUCAUGGCUGCCAACAGCAACGGCUUCAUCCGCGUGCGCCUGGUGUUCGACUACCCUCCCCCGGCCGUGAUGCACUGCCGCAUGAGCUGGCUGCUCGUGGACCUGAAGGCGUGUCGCGUGGUGGCGGAUCUGGAGAGCGUCAUCAGGGACAAGUUCGAGCUGAGCUCCGGAACCAUCCUGAGCCUCUUCAUAGACGACUGCUACCUGCCGCACACGGAGCACAUCUUCGUGGUGCGGGACAACGACAGCGUCAGGGUGAAGGUGGAGUAUCUGCCCCCGGUGAAGUGUCACAGCAGCUCUCCAGACACAUCAAGUAAAAAGUGUAAAAAGAGACAGAGACCCAAAGAGGACGAUGGGCCCGGAGGAACUGAAGAGAGUGUGGACUGGAAGGAAAAGAAGAGGAAAAAACGGAGCGAGGAGAGUCUUAAGGGUGAGGCCAAACGGGCGUCAGGGGACAAGAGGAGUAAGAAGUCACAAGAAAAGCACGCAGAGAAAAAGAAGAUGAAGAAGGCCAAGGAAAAGAGCCCUGCUGCCAUCCCCAAACCAGCUCCAUCCACAAAACAAAAUUCAGAUAGUGUUGAGCAGCCAGUUAAAAGACCCAAGAAGCCCCCAGCAGCACAAGGAAAAAUACAAAGCAAAAAGCCCACAGCGUCUUCUUCAGAUUCCAGUAGCAGCAGCAGUAGUGAUGAAGAUGAAGCUCCCAAAAGAGCACCUGCUCCAAAACCAGCCCCCAAGACACCCGCGUCCACCUCUGCUAGUUUCAUGGCACAUCCAGUCGUUAAACCCACCAUAACAAAAUCACAACCUGCCAUAACAAAAUCACGACCUGCCUCUUCAUCGUCUUCAGAAACGGAUUCCUCCUCCGAUGAGGCCCCCAGCGUCAAAAAAGUCCCAGCAAAAAACAAACCUUCGACCCCUUCAUCUCCAAAAAGCAGAAUAAACAACCAACCCAAAUCCCAGCAGGCGUCCUCCACACCGCAGUCCACAACCUGUGCACAGACGCAGGCUGACCGCGCGGCCCCGCCUCUUGUUGGCAAAGUCGCGGAGCCUUGUAACUCAGACCAGGAAGAGGAGAUCCAGCUGGUCAUCCGAAAACCGAUGCUGCCUCCAGGGUUCGGUGUGGGGGGGCUUCGGUCACCUUGGAGAGGCUGCACCCGUGGAAAAAGCGGGCGUGGUGGUCAUGGAGACAGGGGACGGGGUGAAGGUAGAGGGUUCGUCAGAGGUCAGACUGGCAGCUUUGAGUUAAGCUGUAAUGGAUCCGAGGAGCCAAGCUACCAGACCGAUUCACUGAGCAACAAGUCAGUGGUCGUCCAGAAUGGAGUGGAGAGUGGCCCCAAACAGGACUACAGCUCUCUGCCCCUGCUGGCCGCCCCCCCUCCGGUGGGGCAGAGGAUUGCCUUCAAGGUAAGUCUACUUUCGUCUCAGAGACUCUUCAGGUGUCAUUUUGAUUUGGAAAAACACAGACAAAGCAGAGUCAAGAGGGAUUCUUUGAAAAGCAGGAAACCAAAGUUGAUUCAUGAACACAGACACUGGAACAGGAUCAGAAAGCACCU